This is a messenger RNA of Zophobas morio, 486 nucleotides long. RefSeq lists its product as uncharacterized. The record is from RefSeq and is a predicted model, not a curated record. Bases 1 to 414 code for a protein of 137 amino acids. Gene Ontology annotation, biological process: intracellular calcium ion homeostasis. The transcript has a single exon. Gene Ontology annotation, cellular component: endoplasmic reticulum. Lineage: Eukaryota; Metazoa; Arthropoda; Insecta; Coleoptera; Tenebrionidae.
AUGUUUUUCACGAUUGACGAGCUCGUGCGGUGGUUGGGGCUCACCGUGUUCGAGAUUUGGGUGAACCUGAUUUCGUUUCUGAUUUUCACGGUGAUGUUGGCGGUGAAGUAUGACCCUUACGUUGACGUGGAUAAGAACGGUUGGUGGGCGAUUUUUUUCCCGUUGUUUGCGGGGGACGCCCUCAAUGCGUACUUUUGCGUUAUUAUUUUUAUUAGGAUGUUGUCGGAGAUGACGCUGCGGGCGUCUCUGUUGCGGAUUAGUUGGUCCGGGACUUUUUUGUUAAUGACGUUUUUAUUUAAGUUUUUGUUGUGCCAGAAGUUGCUGAAUAAGUUGGGCUUGGAUUACUCGGAGGUGUUUGCGCCGCUUUAUAUUUUGUUGCAGUUGAUUGCGGUGAGGGCGUGCCAACAAAGUUAAUUGUGUUAUAUUAAUAGACUUUUGCUAGUAUUAAAGUAUUUUGUGUAUAUUAAAAAAAAUCUUUAUAAAACA